UUGAGAAAAUCUUUAAAAUACCUUUCAAGAAAUGGUAGAAGGCAUUUCACCUAUCGAGGUUACACUACUAUUGAGUCUAACAACGAUUCAAACCUUUCUGACCAUAUGGAAAAUAAACAUGACACAAAUAUCAAACCUGAUAUAUUAGAUAUGUCCCUGCAAUAUGUAAAUGAAUUUGGAUGGUCAAGGAAUGCCAUUAUUAAAGGGGCCUUAUCUUUAGGACUUCCAAGUACAAUUGAGGGUCUUUUUCAAAAGGGUGGAUAUGAUCUUAUUAAAUAUUUCAAUAAUAAAUGUGAUGAAAAUUUAUUAAUUGAAUUAAAGACUAAAAAAUUAGAAGUUAAUAAAACGUUAUCUCCAAAAUUUAUCAGUGAAAAUAUUGUAUUUCGUUUGGAAAUGCUUGUUCCCUACUUACAAAAAUUACCUCAGGCGCUACUCAUAUCAUCAUCCACUCCAUCUAAUAUAUGGGAAUCGGCUUUGAGUGUCGGCAGAAUAUCCGAUCAGAUAUGCUACGCUUCCGGUCUUAAAACUACCCAUUUCGAUUGGUACACUCAAAGAGCUAAAGUCGUUUUAGCCUACAAGUACGGAUACGCCUAUUUGUUAAAAACUCCUCCAGAGAGAGUAACGAAAAAUGAGAAUUACGCGAUCCACGAAAACCGCAAGGAUAUGACAGAUGACAUGGUUACGGUCGUCAUGCAUGACGCGUUUCGAAAAGAAUUGGGAGUUAAGAUAGAGAAAUUUUUGUGUGCCUUAGACAAUACUACGUCAAGAAUCGUUUCCGGCCCAAAAUCAGCGAUAUGUUCUUCGAUAGGCGAUCCAUGCGUUAACGGGAAAAAAUCGCCAUAUGGAAUUCGAACGUUUUUUCAAAAUCCGUACACAACGUUAACCACGAUCACAAAUUUGUUGGGUAUUCGACGCUGACACACGAAUGCGAGAAUCGAAAGCUUGUCAAAAAUUAUUAAAUAAAGGAUGUGAAUUAGAUUGAUGUUUUAUAUAAAUCGUUGUUUGUCAAAUUUUUUUAAGUGCUUAUUUAUCAUCUAUAAAUAAUAAAUAUUUGAUUAUUUAAAAAAAUAAAAUAACUCAAAAUUUAUUGGGCGGUUAUGGUUAUCACUUCGCGUGGCAUUGAUUAUUGUCCAUCGGACCGCUCUAACUAAGUCGAUUUUAGUGAAUUUGUAGUUUUCUAAGAUCUGAUCUGAACCCAGCUGACUACCCUCUUUUUCAAUUAAACUACUUUGAUAAAAAUCUAUAAAUUAAUCUAUUUUUUUUAUACGGGAAA
Molecule: messenger RNA, 1273 nt
Organism: Gordionus sp. m RMFG-2023
Lineage: Eukaryota; Metazoa; Nematomorpha; Gordioida; Chordodea; Parachordodidae
Product: ubiquinone biosynthesis protein COQ9, mitochondrial-like
Exons: 8
Coding region: 106-918 (270 amino acids)
Biological process (GO): ubiquinone biosynthetic process
Cellular component (GO): mitochondrial inner membrane
Molecular function (GO): lipid binding
Source: RefSeq, a predicted model, not a curated record